Halichondria panicea is the source of this 6692-nucleotide messenger RNA. RefSeq lists its product as uncharacterized. The transcript is spliced from 13 exons. The record is from RefSeq and is a predicted model, not a curated record. Gene Ontology annotation, cellular component: histone acetyltransferase complex; transcription regulator complex. Gene Ontology annotation, molecular function: histone acetyltransferase activity; chromatin DNA binding; transcription coactivator activity. Gene Ontology annotation, biological process: positive regulation of transcription by RNA polymerase II. Lineage: Eukaryota; Metazoa; Porifera; Demospongiae; Suberitida; Halichondriidae. Bases 331 to 5985 code for a protein of 1884 amino acids.
GCGUUAUUUUAAAGACAACUCGGUCUGAGAACAAAAACAGAAAAUGGCUACCAUUUGAUGGGAAAUGAACUAGUUAGAUAGUUCUAGUGGAUCAUGGAAGCUAUAUACAAGACAAUUGUUUUGUACUUAUUUUUUUAAAUUCUUGUCUGCUACUAGUACUAGUACUGCAUAGUGUACUGCGGAAUCAUCAAAGGUCCAACGUCUCCCCAAAUGUCCACCACUUGUUGUGAGUCAAGUAUCCACCCUCUAUAGUGCUACACCUCCUCAAAACACUUCCUCAAAACGCAGCCACCCUAUACGAACAACGCUACUUCGAAUGCCACCAUUAACAUGUAUAACAACAGCCCUCGUGGAGACGUCAAUUCUUCGAUGUAUUCCAGUUACAAUGCUUCAGGCGGCGCUCCGAGCCCUCAACCGAUAGCGGUCAGCACUUUAGCUGACCCCACACCUGCCCUACCGUCAGUCAGCUCCACCCCUGCUCACGGAAUUGUGUCCAUGGCACCCUCGAGCUCGAUGCAAAACUUUGACCCGAUGGUCAGAACUCCAAUGAUGACUAAUUUAUCCUUUAUGUCUGGAAUGAUGAGUGGGGUUCCCAGCCCUGAAACGAGAAUGGCGAUGCCUCAAGGCUAUCAAGGUGGUCAUCCUGGGAUGUACCACCCUGGAAUGUAUGCCGGAAUGCCCGGUCAGAUGCAAGGCAGAGAAAUGAUAGGACCGAUGCAAGCUGCAAUGACACAUCACGUUAACCACCCAGGGAUGCCGAUGGACGAUGGACAAAUAAGAUGGCCUGGAAUGGUCCCACAGAUGAGCCCUCAGGACAUGCACCCUCAAAUGCGAGCCCAGUACAACUACGUUCAGCAGCAAAGAACAAUGCAAAACCCCGUGCACAUGAACCCUGGAAUGCAUCCCAGGAUGAGAAGACAGGUGCACAUGUCACCUGGUGGCCAGAGUCCUGGAAUGAGAAUGGCCAACCCUGGUGGAAUGAUGCACGGCAGACCUCCUGGAGCAAUGUACAACGUGGGACCACCUCAGAAUCAGAUCCAAGCGAACCACCGUGGAUUUACUCCAACUCCCGAGCAGACGUCUCAUAUGCAGCAGAGUAAUGCUAUGAGUCAGCCACCAGUUCCAGUCACUGGCAAUCCAGCAACCUCCCAGGGUGUACCAAUGGCUCAGAAUGACUCUUCUUUCAACAGUGGACAACAGCAAAAUCAAGUGUUGUUCAAGAAAUCAAGCUGUUCUAAACAAAGAAUCCUCAUCCUUCACAGGCAGCUACCUGUAUCCCCCUUUGUAGUGCAAUUAUUUCCACACCGACACACACAUGUACGUAACAUAAGUUUUUCUCUCACUGCACAAGUGCUGAGUCAGUUUCGGGACGAUUUAGACAACCUACCCGAUCUCUCCUCUCUGGACGAUCUUGCUGGGAACAAUACGAGUGGUCUCGUUAAUUCGACCAUAAAUGCAAACCCUUCUCUAUCUUUUCAGCAGCAGAAUGUUCCGAACGCCUCUGUCACUGUCACUCCAACUCAGAAUCAUCAAAGGUCCAACGUCUCCCCAAGUGUCACACCACCUGUUGCGAGUCAAGUACCCACCCCCUAUAGUGCUACACCUCCUCAAACGCAGCCACCCUCUAUGAACCAUGCUACUCCGAAUGCCACCGUUAACAUGUACAACAACAGCCCUCGUGGAGAUGUCAAUUCCUCGAUGUAUUCCAGUUACAAUGCUUCGGGCAACGCUCCGAGUCCUCAACCGAUAGCAGUCAGCACUUUAACUGACCCCACACCUGCUCUACCGUCAGUCAGCUCCACCCCUGCUCACGGAAUUGUGUCCAUGGCACCCUUGAGCUCGAUGCAAAACUUUGACCCGAUGGCCAGAAAUGUUGCUCCUAUGAUGACAAAUUCACCUGGAAUGGGGGGCAUGGCUCCCAUGUACCCUAGCCCUGGAACGAGAAUGGUGAUGCCUCAAGGCUACCAAGGUAGUCACCCUGAUAUGCACCCCAGCCAAAUGCGGUUACAACAAGGCGGAGGAAUAAUGGGACCGACAAUGCGAGGUGCAAUGACACGUCACGUUAACCACCCAGGGAUGCCGAUGGACGGUGGACAAAUAGGACGGCCUAGAAUGGUCCCACAGAUGAGCCCUCAGGGCAUGCACCCUCAAAUGCGAGCCCAGUACAACUACGUUCAGCAGCACAGAACAAUGCAAAACCCCGUGCACAUGAACCCUGGAAUGCAUCCUGGGAUGAGAAGACAGGUGCACAGUGGCCAGCAAGUAAUGAGUCCUGGGGGGAUGAGAAUGGCCGUCCCUGGUGGAAUGAUGCACGGCAGACCUCCUGGAGCAAUGUAUAACGUGGGACCACCUCAGAAUCAGAUCCAAACCAACCACUGUGGAUUCACUCCAACUCCCGAGCAAACGUCUCAUAUGCAGCAGAGUAAUGCAUUAUGGCCACCAGUUCCAGUCGCUGGCAAUCCAGCAACCUCCCAGGGUGUACCAAUGGCUCAGAAUGACUCUUCUUUCAGUGGACAACAGCCACAUCAAGGCAUCCCUCAGAGCAGUGGCCCUCUUCUAGGUGGAGCUGUAUCCCAAGCCCCUCCCACUUCCCAGCAGACCACGCCCAACAAUGUCCUACCAGGCUCAACUGGUGGGACCCCUUCUCUCCCAGGACGCACCAACAUGCAGGAAAUGACUUCCGUUGAUGAUAAUCUAUUGUCUCAGAAUCAGCAGCAGCAACAGCAGACAACCUCUCAAGCAACUGGGGGGAUGUACUACCACCGUGUCCCCACCCCACCCCCUCCUGGAUCCAUCCACGUACAGAAUCUAUUCCCAGGCGGCGGAAACAAGCUACCACCGGGGGCUCCCCCUAACCAGACUGUGGACUCUGAGAAGGUGAAGCAGAUUCAACAGCAGUUGGUGCUCCUACUCCAUGCUCACAAGUGCGAUAGAGAUCAACAGGCAAGCGAUGACUAUCAACCCUGUACCGUCCCUCACUGCAAGACCAUGAAGAGUGUGCUCAAUCACAUGGCUGGGUGUCAGGCAGGAAGAUCCUGCACCUAUACACACUGUGCCACGUCUCAUCAGAUCAUCAAUCACUGGAGGAACUGUGUGCGUGCUGACUGUCCUGUGUGUCUACCUGUCAAGCAACAACAUACACGGCCAGGGCAGGGAAACACAGGCUACAAUCCUGGAGCAAAUCCUGGCCUGGGAGGACCGCCGCAAUCAAGCUUCUUUCUUCCCAUUCCACAGAUCACGAGCAAUCCUACUCAAGCGUGGCACUCUCUUGUGAGUCCUGACCUCAGGCAGCACCUCGUUAGAACACUAGUGGAGGCCAUCUACCCUGUACAUGAUCCCAUUGCUUUGAGAGAUGCUCGAGUCAAGAGUCUUAUCCAGUAUUCCAUGAAGGUUGAGAAGGUGAUGUUUGAGGCAGCUCAGAACAGAGAGGAGUACUACAAACUAAUAGCUCAGAAGAUCUACCUCAUCAGGAAAGAGCUGGAAGACAGAAAAAGAAACAAGAGCAGAGAAUUGAAGGCCAAACAAGCCCUUGAUGAAGCCAUGAAGGCUGGAUUUGUCCGUGUGAACACUACUAAUAUAUUAUUCUUUGGAAUGGCGGGUACUGGUAAAACUUCCACUAAGCAUCUCCUUCUGGGACUACCUCCUCCUGAAGACCGAAAUAGCACUCCAUUAGCCAGCACAGCAGAGAGGGUAUGUAUUCGACAAAUUCGUGACACUACAAAGCUGAAAAUGGAAGCUCAAAAAGAUUCCCCUAGAACAUGGAAACCAAUAGCUAGUGAUGACCUACAACGCAUAGUUGCUGAUGUUAUUAAAUCUCAUGUAUCCAGCUCAGAUCCUAACUCUAAAACAUAUGUUAUUCCACAAGAACUCAGCAUUGCUCUGAAGCAACUUGAAGCUAGCAAUGAACCAGCUAGCAAUGAACCAGCUAGCAAUGAACCGGUUGACGAAAUUCCUUCGACUUCAAGAGCUAGUCCAACUAAACUAUCAGAUAAUGAACAAGAAAGUUUAUAUGGUGGGAGCAGAGAUUUCCUUAAAAUUGUUUCAGAUGUACUGAUGAAUAUUCAGCACUCUUCUGACGAUGAUCAUACUACUAUUCAAGAAAAAUUUGGAUCUCAUUGGAUCUACAUAAUAGAUAGUGGAGGCCAACCGCAUUUUCAUAAUCUACUGCCCCUCUUCAUGCCAAAGAUUUCUAUAGCUUUGUAUAUCCUUCGUCUCUCUGAAUCCCUAGACGACCAUCCGCUGGUUGAAUACUACAAGGACAAUGAGCCAGUUAGUAAAAGUUUUAAAUCACAUCUCUCAGUUCUUGAUAACUUCAAGUAUCUCGUCCAGUCAAUUCAAUCUCAGAGUGAAAACUGCAAGCUGGUAUGCAUUGGUACUCACAAAGACCGUCAAUCUGAAUGCACGGAAACAUUAUCUGACAAGAAUAAAACUUUUUUGAACUUAGCAGAGAAAGAUAACAUUCAGAAAUUUACUUAUUUUUUCAAUUUGGGAAAGAAAGAGAUUAUAUUUCCUGUGGAUUGCAAGCACUGCGACUCUGACAGUAAGGACAGAGCAAAGACAAUUCGUGAAAUUAUUUACGAACGAUCUCAAGAGCUUAAAAAUGAAAUCCUAUUCCCUCUUUGGUGGUUUCUUUUAGAAAUUACUGUCGAAAAGGUUUCAACCGAUCAAAAUAGAAAAGUUUUAAGCAAAACUGAAUGUGUAGAAAUUGCAAAAGCAUUACAUAAUUUUCACGAAGAUGCUCUUUGUGAAGCGUUAAAAUUCUUCCAUGAGCAUCACAUCUUUCACUAUUAUCCUGCAAUUCUUCCAAAUGUGGUGUUUUGUGAUACUCAAGUUCUUCUCGAUAAGGUAACAGAACUUGUCGAGCAUGCUGCAUAUGUGCGAGGAAGUAACACUCCAAUACAUGGGUCAGGAGACUGGUUAAAUUUUACUAAUAAAGGAAUUAUUACAAUUGAACUUUUAUCUAAUAAGAAUUUUGAAAAGCAUUAUGUCGAUAGACUGUUUGCACCCACUGAACUCAUUAAAAUAUUCAAGCACCUGCUGAUAGCCACCCCAUUUCGUUUUUUCUCACAAGAAGUCACUCAAGAUACGCGUUUAUAUAUGCCAUCUCUUCUAUCCUUGCUCCCACCAACGGAAGUCAAUGAAAAACGAGCUGAUCUGCUUAAGACCGGAUUAAUCCCACUUGUUUUGCAGUUUAAAAGCAACUGGCAGUGCUGUGGGGUGUUUUGCUGUCUCCAAGUGUAUUUAAUUAAAGAAUGUGAAUGGGAAAUUGAAAUAGAGGAUCACCAGCCGAGUAGAAACUUUGUACAAUUCCUUCAUCGAGAGGAAAACUGUACUAUCACGCUAAUUGACUGGUUUUCGUUCCUCGAAAUUCAUUCCAGUAGCAAUCUAAAAGAAAUGUUGUUGAUGAUAAAUGAAAAUAUUCGAUUAGGUUUGCAAUCUGCUUACCAAGCCCUGAAAUACACGUAUGAGGAUCCUGAAGUUGCAUUUUUGUGUCCCCAUGAAUUGCCCGAAUCUCAACCACCUUCAACUGAAUUAAGUCCAAGUCACCAAGUUCCCCACCCAGCUCGUGUUGUUUCAAAGGGCAAAUCCAUGAGGUGUACUCAAUGCAAAAAGAUGACAUAUAUGUUAGGAAAAGGUCAUAAAGAUUGGCUCUCAGUAUUUUUCCCAUCUACGAAUGUAGCAGGCGAACUUUCAUUGCAGCCAUCAAUUCUGGAAAAUGACACUUCUGAGGAAGAUCCUCUAGCCUCAGGCAAGCGCAAAAGAUUAUUGCCAUCAGAUGAAGAAGUUGAAACUCUGUUAAAGCGUCAGAAGAAUGAUGUCAUUAUACAAGAAUUGUCAUCAGAAAAGGAUCCAAACAAAGGAGAAAGUGCAAACCAGACGAUCGUUCUAACUGAAAUGAAUAUUCUUAAAAUUUGUGAGAGUCUGAAACAGUGCCAGCAAAGAUUGGUUCAAUUUAGGAUUGGCUCUCGGGGUGAAGCUUACUGAUUUGAAAAACAUCGAAGGUCAAUAUCCUUGUAAUAAAUGCCGCCUAAUGGAGAUGGUAGGCAAGCGUCUCGAAGUUACUGAUCCAGAACAUCCGGUCACAUGGCCUUACAUAUGUGAAUGCCUAAGGCGUCCUGCUGUUGAGCGUAACGAUGUAGCCGAUGAAAUUGAAGUGAGCACAGCAACUGCAGUUGCUCAUACCAAUUUAUCAUGAGAACCUGAUACGUUCAACAACAUGAUCAUGAGACACGAAGAGACUGAAGUAUGAUCAGCCACUCAUCUGGACUCGAGCUAGUCGAACUCUUUUGUAGACUGCUAAUUAUGAAUGUCAUUGUUUUGUGUUGGAAUAGCAACAUUUAUUUUGUGUACAGUUUCUCAGAUUAAUUAAUCUAUUAUUAAUUAAAUACGUACAGUCAUUGUUCACGCUCAAUGUACCUUACUUUAAAUUAACAUUUAUUAGAACCUUAUUAACACCUUAUGUUAUGUAAUAUUUACUACUACCUUAACCAUGAUUUGAUGUUGAUGUUGAUAUCAUACUCUUCUCUAACAAUUCUCAUUGUUAGUGCUCCACUUCCUCCCUUUGUUGUUGUGCGAGCCUCUGGGGCCCUGCUCCACGUAUUUAAGGUUUUGUUUACCUUUUUUGACUCACUUCACUUUAACUUCGUUUUACCCUGUAUGUUGAUGUUUGCUUCUCAAUCUAAGAAUUUGGU